AAUAACGCUACAACGGUUUUGAGGAAGGUGUCCCGGGAAUUCCAUGCCUUCCUUUGCAGUACCAUAAAUUCAUUGUAAGUUAGAUCAAUCAGGAUACAUAUUACUGCCACAGACGCACGCUAUUAAUUGGUUAAGAGAUUUUAAACUUUUAACAACACACUUCUGUUCAGAGGUCCCGUUGUGUUGUACCUCUUCAGUUAUUAGCACUGUGUUUGCGCAUUCGUCCCAGUCCGUUCGUCCGAAGAUGCCACCAUCUGCAGACUUGCAGCUUCCCAACGAAAGAGGGGUCAGUGGACCCUGCUUCUUCCACUGAGUACCACAGGGACACGACAUUUCAGGGUUGCAACCACCAGGCAGACGCAACAUUGUCACCAGUGUACCAGCCUGCUUCCACAGACAGCCAGGAUGUGUGACAGCGAUGAUAGUUUGUGUAGAUACAAGCCCUCCAGGUUUCAGACUCGCUCUGCAGCUUCAGCCUGUUCUCUCCAGGGUCGCCCUCUGCGCACCACUCUGGCAGCCCUCCAGCAGCUCCUCUCGUGGGUUCACACUCACAGUCGCCACUGCCCCCUGCAGCCCUGCCACAACCCCUCCCGGGCAGAGAAAGCAGCAAAGUGCCCCCCGAAGGUGACCCACUGGGCCUGCGGGGCUGGGCACAGCUACUCCUGGGAGCUCAGCCUAUUGGUGGAGCAGACGAGGCCAGGGGGUUGUCCCCCGCUGGUCAAUGGAGGGAAGAUGAAUCCCAGGAGGAAGGCACAGGGAGAUGGUGAGAGGAGAGAGGCUGGCUCGAGUGUGGAGCAGACACAGCCUCACAGUGCCCUAGGAGAGCGGGGAGAGGAGAGGAGACAAGCCCCUACUGUAAAGCAGGAGGAGGAGGAGGAAGAGGAAGAAGAGGAGAGGGAGGUUGUGACUCUGUUGCAGAUGGACUGUGAGUCGGACCCAGACGAGCUCAGCCUUUCUGGAGAAAAGUUCCUGGAUCAGACAGAAAUGAAUGUGGAGGCAAAUGACUUGCAGAGUGACCAUGCCUAUACACUGCCACACCACAUAGUGAAGAAUGAGGCAGAGGAAGGGGGAGAUGUGGGGAGAGAGGAUGAAGGUGUGGAGGGCAGAGGAGGAGGAGAGUCUGGUGAAGAUGCAGAGAGUGCGACUGACCCCAGGGAUUCGGAGUACCAGCAGUCUUCAGAGGAGGGGGACAGGAUGGACCCAAAUGACUCUGACUAUCGGCCCUCAGACAGCUCUGGGGAAGGAAAGCGUGUGCGUUCAGUGAGGCAAAAGGGGUGUGUCUCCUGCCCCUACAGGGAUUGUGGGAAAAUGAUCAUGUCCCAGAACGGUCUCCGGCUCCACAUUCUCUCCUAUCAUAAGCGAAUCCGGAGGCUGACUUGCACCUUCCCCGGCUGCACGCAGAGAUGCCUCAACAAGGCCCACCUGAAAGAGCACCUGACCAGACAUAGCAAUGAGAGGACAUUUGUGUGUGAGGUGUGCAACAAGGGCUUCAAAACCAGCAAGAAUCUGACUGUACACAAGCGCAUUCACACAGGGGAGAAACCUCUGCAGUGUGAGUUUUGCGGGUACACCUGUCGACAGAAGGCCUCUCUGAACUGGCACAUGAAAAAGCAUGAUGUGGAGUCAUCCUACAGCUUCUGUUGUGAGCUCUGCGGGAAGAGGUUUGAGAGCAAACUGAACCUGCACUUCCACAAGGGCAAGAGCCACCCCGAGGCCAUCUCCACCCCCGACUGAAGAGCUAUCGACUGGGCCAUUGACAGAGAAACAGACAAGAAAGGAAACACAGAGGCUGUCUCCACCCCCGACUUGAAGAGCUAUUGACUGGGCCAUCGACAGAGAGACAGACAGACAGACAGACAAGAGAGGAAACCCAGAGGCUGUCUCCACCCCUGACUGAAGACCUGUCGACUGGGCUAUCGACAGAGACAGACAGACAAGAGAGGAAACCCAGAGGCCGUCUCCACCCCUGACUGAAGAGCUGUCAACUGGGCCAUCGACAGAGAGGAAACCCAGAGGCUAUAUCCACCUCUGACUGAAGAGCUAUCGCUGGGGCCAUCAACAGUGAGACAGACACAGACAUAGAGGAAACCCUGAGGCUAUCUCCACCCCCUUCUGUCGACCGACACACACGCAGACAGACAGACAGACAGA
Messenger RNA from Polyodon spathula (Mississippi paddlefish), 2151 nucleotides. Its product is annotated as zinc finger protein 692-like. NCBI's taxonomy places the organism in Eukaryota, Metazoa, Chordata, Actinopteri, Acipenseriformes, Polyodontidae. Gene Ontology annotation, cellular component: nucleus. The record is from RefSeq and is a predicted model, not a curated record. The coding region runs from base 406 to 1734 and encodes 442 amino acids. Gene Ontology annotation, molecular function: transcription coregulator activity. Gene Ontology annotation, biological process: regulation of transcription by RNA polymerase II. The transcript is spliced from 11 exons.